Molecule: messenger RNA, 1177 nt
Organism: Hyalella azteca
Lineage: Eukaryota; Metazoa; Arthropoda; Malacostraca; Amphipoda; Hyalellidae
Exons: 7
Coding region: 25-1089 (354 amino acids)
Molecular function (GO): gamma-tubulin binding
Source: RefSeq, a predicted model, not a curated record
CACGUUUCUGCUCUGUGCAGCGUGAUGCUCCUACAGCCUUCAAACAUCCUUAAGGGCUUCACUGCUGCGCUCCUAGAGAAGGACUUUUUAUGUGAAACAAUAAACACGGCUUACUUGACCACCGAACUGCGGGACUGUUUGGAAAAAGUCCACCCCAAAGUCGCCAGUUUAUUUUCCGUCGUCGCAAGGAAGCCAUCAACGUGCAGCUGCCAGAGCACUCCUGGUACCCUGACUCCUAUGAGCGGCGCAUCCUACAGCGGGAAUAAAAAACCGUGUGAAAUUCAUCCUCAAAUGAAUAACGAUCCUCAGAGUCUGAAUGUGGGGAUGAAUUCUCAAGACUACGAACUUCUUCGCGAGUUUUUCGACGAUGAAGAACUGAAGCUCUUGGAUUUGUCGAGACUGGGCGCUCUGGAGGCUAAGGAUCUGUCGCAUGUCUGUAUCGUCUACGCGGGUCGUUGGCCGUGGAGUGCCGUGCUGCCAGCUGACAUCGUGCAGCACUACAACUCAGUGCUGCACUUCUGCUUCCGUCUGCAGCAACCGCUGCAUGUGCUGCACGCUCUUAACUUUAAAGACAUGCGCACAUAUGAGGUGGUCGCCAGUGCCCCCGCCGACACCUCCCCGGACGAUGGCCCCCUCAGGAGCCGCCUCCUGAGGCUGCAGCUACUGCGGCACUGGCUACUGCAUUUCUGCCGCGCCCUUCACGAUCACUUCACCACCGUCGUCAUCCUGCCCUUCAAGCACGCCCUUCAUCAACUCCUUUCCUCCAGACCUCCACUUCAACACUUCCUCACUGAACACGCGCGGCUGGUGACAGAGCUGCGUCAACGUUGCCUCCUCAGCGGCGGCGACUCGGAGUCGCCAGCACAACUUGCCCUCAAGCAGGUGGUGUGGGUGGUGCAGGAGGUGGGGGGUGCGUGGCGUAGGGGAGGGUGUGGGCAGGCUGAGCUGUGCAGGCUGGAGGCGAGCUACGCGGCCUGCCACCGCUUCCUGCUGCGCCUCAUAACAGCGCUGGCCAAGACGGCGGACCAGUACCAGCAUCUGACGGCGCUGGCGACGGUACUAGGAAGUAGUUGCCCAAUCAACGUGUAAACCAUCACUGCGAGCGAAGCAUACGAAUUUAAAUAAUGAAAGAUUUCCACAAAUAUUUUAUUCAUUUGCGAUGUUUAUAACUUGAUAA